AUGAAAUACAUCUACCUUGCCUAUAUUGUUGCUGCCUACAUGAUUGUUGCCACCACGGCCCAGGGAACCUACACCACCAAAUAUGACAAUGUCAACAUCGAUGAAAUCUUGAAAUCGGAUCGUCUGCUUAACAAUUAUUUCAAAUGUCUCAUGGACAAGGGUAGCUGUACUCCAGAAGCUCAAGAGUUGAAACGUGCCGUACCGGAUGCCCUGCAAACGGAAUGCAGCAAAUGCAGUGAAAAACAGAAGCAGGCCAUUCAUAAGGUGGCCAAUUUCCUUAUCGAUAACAAGCCGGAACAGUGGAAGCAAUUGCAGGCUAAAUAUGAUCCCAAUAAUGUGUAUUUCAAUAAAUAUAGAAAUCAUUUGUAA
This is a messenger RNA of Musca vetustissima, 369 nucleotides long. Its product is annotated as ejaculatory bulb-specific protein 3-like. NCBI's taxonomy places the organism in Eukaryota, Metazoa, Arthropoda, Insecta, Diptera, Muscidae. The record is from RefSeq and is a predicted model, not a curated record. The coding region runs from base 1 to 369 and encodes 122 amino acids. The transcript has a single exon.